UAAACAAAGAAAAGUAAAGCAAUUAUAUGAUAUUAAAAAUGGCAUAUAUAAAAUGAUUUAUAAAAAUGAAAAUAUAAUAGAAGAAAAUUUGCAAAAAGAACACUAUUGCAGAGAAUAUCUAAAAUGUACAUUAGAAAGGACUGACCAUGACUUUCCAAUGUUAAAAAACAGAAUUAAAAAAGUAUUAGUAACUCUGCAAAUUAUAUAAGAGAAUAGCUGACUGUGUAAGAUAAGAUAAGCGCAUGAUUAUUAUGUUAUCAUUCAAUAAAUACUUCAUGCAAUGGGACAAAGUUCUAGUAACUAUUUUAAGAAAACGUUUUAUAUCAAGCUAUAUGCAAGUUGUAGACAAUAAGCUAAAUAUACAAUUAUAUUGUUAAAUAAAAGAAGUAGAGAAUUUUAUGCAAAAAAUAUUACGAUUGAUAACAAUAGGGAAUCUGAAGCUAGAUGUGAAUUAAAAAAAAAAGAAAAAAAUGAAAGAAAUUAAUCUUGGAAUUUCACAACAAACCUUGGUGUCCAAUGAUGAUCAAAGUGUGCCAGCUAAGAGAUUGCUUCAAUAUGUUGCAAGUUUGGCAGCAAAUCUUGGAGCCUUAGCAGCUGGAAUGACAUUAGCAUGGACUUCCUCUGCUGGUGAUAAUGGAAGAGACUUACAAUCUUUAUAUGGUAUACCUAUUUCUCCAGAAGAAUUUUCAUGGAUUAGCUCAAUAACUGCAAUAGGUUCAGUAGUAAUAUGUAUUCCUAUUGGAAUUCUUGCUGACAUGAUAGGAAGAAAAUUUUCAAUGCUUUUGAUGGUGAUACCUUUUACCUUAGGCUGGUUACUUCUAAUUUUUGCCAACAAUCUAAUCAUGUUUUAUGCUGGUAGAUUCAUCACUGGUCUCAGUGGUCCAGCUUUUUCUGCGGUAGCACCAAUAUACACAGCAGAGAUAGUUGAGAAUGAAAUUCGUGGAGCUGUUGGAUCUUACUUUCAAUUGCUUCUCACUACAGGCAUUCUUUUAUCGUAUGUUUUGGGAACUUUUGUUGAUAUGCGUGUACUGUCAAUUAUAUCUGGUAUUAUACCACUUAUAUUUUUUGGAGUUUUUAUGUUUAUGCCAGAAUCACCAGUCUACUAUUUAAAAAAAGGUGAUGAAGACUCUGCUAAGAAAAGUUUAACUAGAUUGCGCGGUAUUCAGUACAAUAUCGAAAAUGAGUUACAAAAUCAAAAACAUGCAUUGGAAGAAUGCAAUCAAAAUACAACCUCUUUUUGGACUAUAAUCAAAUCUAGAGCAGCUUUAAAAGGCUUUAUAAUUGCUUAUGGUCUUAUGUUUUUUCAACAAUUAUGUGGUGUAAAUGUUGUUAUAUUUUAUACUAAUAGCAUUUUUGAAAAAGCUGGCAGUGAUUUAGACCCUCAUUAUUCAACUAUUGUAAUAGGUGCAAUACAAGUAUUAGCUGUCUUUGUGAGCACAUUAAUUGUAGACCGUAUAGGCAGAAAAAUAUUACUAUUAACAUCUAUAAUAUUUUUGGCUUUAACAACUUGCGCCCUUGGAGUUUUUUUCUACCUUCUUGAAAACCAGGGAACUUCAAUUACAUGGUUACCUCUAACGUCUCUAUGCAUUUUUAUUAUUAUGUUUAAUAUGGGUUUUGGUCCAGUUCCAUGGUUAAUGAUGGGUGAAAUUUUUGCACCAGAAAUUAAGGGUGUAGCUGUAAGUAGUGCUUGCCUUUUAAAUUCGGUAUUAGUUUUCAUUGUAACUAAAUUUUUUAUUAAUGUUUCCAUGGCAAUUGGUACUGGUGAAACAUUUUGGUUAUUUACCGUAAUUUGUGUUAUUGGAACUUCCUUUGUGUAUUUAUUAGUUCCUGAAACAAAAGGAAAGUCUUUAGAAGAAAUCCAAAAAGAAUUGAAUGGCUCCUAAAUAAUGUUAUUAUUUAAAAACUGUUUGUCUACAAUAGUCCACUGAUGAUGUGUAAAAUUCAAACAUAGCAGACUUAAGGCAAGGAGAAUCGCUGUUUUAAAAGUUAUGCGCAUCGAAAAUUUGUACUAUUCAGCAAAAAUUAUCAGAUGAUAUAAAAGAAAGUUGUAAACUCGGUGUAAACCUGUGAAUGAGAAGUUCAAUCCAUUACGGUAGCAUAACAAUAAUUUGUAUGUACCUACAUGUAUGUAUCUAUAUGUAAAUUCGCAUGAUGCUUCAAAAUACAUAAUAGCGUUAGUAAUUAUCCAAAUCUAGUUAUGGUCGUGUAUACAUUACUUCUCUGAGAUAAGCUUUUGUUGAUAAGGCAAACAAAAAAUAUGACAAGCUGUUAUAAAUUUCUUUUUACAACUGUAUAUGUACAAAUGUAUAUAUACAAAGUACAUUCGAAUGUCUCCAAAUUGUUAAGAAAUGAAAUUUGCAGGCCUCAAACAGAAGGUACAAAUCUUGAGAAUGUAUGAAUAAAAUUAGAAAAAGAUCUGACUACGUCUGCAGGAUUGAUAGCACA
This is a messenger RNA of Bombus impatiens (common eastern bumble bee), 2445 nucleotides long. RefSeq names its product facilitated trehalose transporter Tret1. The transcript is spliced from 3 exons. NCBI's taxonomy places the organism in Eukaryota, Metazoa, Arthropoda, Insecta, Hymenoptera, Apidae. Gene Ontology annotation, biological process: transmembrane transport; carbohydrate transport. The coding region runs from base 471 to 1883 and encodes 470 amino acids. The record is from RefSeq and is a predicted model, not a curated record. Gene Ontology annotation, molecular function: sugar transmembrane transporter activity. Gene Ontology annotation, cellular component: membrane.